AUGGAUGAUGCUUCUCGCUCCGUCAAAGCCUCCAACUUCUUGCCUUUCGACUUCCUGGCAGCGCUUGGCAGCGAUGGCGCAAAGUUCCUUGCUUUGAAGGUGAGUCCGGAGUUCGAUUGGGCGGAAGCGUUGCAAGGAUCCAAGCUUCACAUUGGCGAAGACGGCCAGGUGUCCCUGGAGGCCCCGAAGUGCGAAGACGAGUUGGGCAUCCGCCUGGCUGGGAGCGACUGGAGUCAGCUUCUAUGCCUUGCUCCCCCGAAGCAGGGCUUGGCGAAACUGAAGAUCUGCGGCCGCGUGGAUGCUGUCCUCCAGCUGGGCCGCAGCAGCAAGAUUCUGUCUGCCGCGGAUUCCGCGGCACAGAUGACGCAGGAGGAACUGCACCGGCAGCAAGAAUACGGCAGAAAGGCAAAGAAAGGACAACGCAAAGCCGAGGCAAAGCGUCGCGCAGAGACUCGCAGUCGUUGCAAGCUGCCCACCUUGAGCGAUGCGCUCUGCGGAGUGGCCUGGGACUUGGGGCACCAGCUGGCGCCUCUUUUGAAAGAGGAUGCGUGGGAUGGCGCGGGCCAAGCUCCAGAAUUAGCCAGGCGACAGUCUGCAAGGAGCAGCAGCAUUCCCCAUGAGAUGCUCGGGUUGAAGCUGAAAAUCAAGGUCGUUGAGCUGGAGCCCGGCCAGAGCUUGAAAGUUGCCUUCUGGAGCAUGGGCAACUUUAACCUGGACGGCCUGGAGUCGGUGACCUUUACGAGCUACCAACUCGAGCGCCCAGGCUCCAAAGGCAAACCGAAACUCCAACUGACCGGAAGGGCCUCGGAUUCGACCGGCCUGCAUGUCCUCGGCCAUCCUGCCAAAGCGUUCCCGCCUUUCGACUACGACACCCUGAUCGGCGUGCACCUUCCGGGCUCGAGAGAGCUUCAGCUUUGCCCUUGCACCAUCUUCAACAUUGAGGUGGACCGCCAGGGCAAAGGCUAUUCGGACCCACAAGACCCAGUGAAUGCCAACAGGGAGAAGGAGGCGGCUCAGGCAGAGGAAGCAGCCCCCAUCACGGCCAAGCAAUAUCGGGACAAGCGCAAGGCGGCCAUUGAAAGCUUCGGCACUGCAAAGAAGAUGAGAAGCUUUGGUGCCGCCGUCGAACGAUUGGACAGGGACUGUGAAGUGGCGAACCUUGACCAGUAUACGGAGAGCAUUAGCCAGAGAGUGGAGGAACAGGUGAAGGCGAAGCUCAGUCCCGAAGAGAAGGAUGAGCAGACAAAGCGAGACACGUUGCCGCCUUGGAUCGCAUCCGAUGAUGUCCAGAAGAUCUACGCCGAUGGUUUGCAGAGCAUCGUGUCGGAUGACGCUUUGGAGGAGGAGCCCAGCUUGGAUGAGGGCGGCUUGGAUCGAACUGGAGUUGAGUUAUCAGGGAAUGAGGAUGCCCUGGAGCCGAACAAGCUGGGCUCUGCAUGUGCCAACUCUGAACUCCGAGAGGACGAUCAGGAGGAUGCGGGUAUGAUCGCUAAGGCUGCAAAGCAGCCCUUGGCGGAGGAGACACAGCCGCGCUCCUUUUGGAUCGCCUGUGGUGUACUCGUGCACUUGGCAUGGGGCACCUAUCCAGUCUUUGCGCGGUACAUGCAGGUGAUGUUGCACUUGGAUGGCUUGCUGGUCCUCAUUUUCUCGAACCUGCUCUCCUUCCUCGUCGUCCAGACGUUGACCUGCCAGGGCUUAGGGGGCCCAGCAGGGAGAAAGGUCGGGAUGAUCUAUGCCAUGCUCAUCACCGCUCGAGGGGUGUCGAACAUGCUCACCAGCAAGUUCACUAUUGCCCUGUACUCAGGUAUUGUGACCCAGUUCGGGCCCUUCAUCGUCGCAGGCGUCUCUUGGGCUAUCUUGGCAGAUGAUCUGCCGCGCUGCAUUCUGCCGUCGCUCGUUCUUUCAACCGUGGGUUCCCUCCUCGUCGUGCUGGGCCAGGCAAAUUCGCAUGUCUGGGAAUUCUCUGGCAACGACGCCAUUGGAAUUGGAAUGGCCAUGGCUUCCAUAUGCGUGAGCGCCGGGAUACGUGUGACGAUGAAAAUGUCCAGUUCUUCGCUGUCUGGUUUCAUGCUGGUUACAUGGCAGUACAUGAGCGCAAUCCCACAGGUCUUGCUGGCGAUGCUCCUGACACCGACUACUGCAUGGGUGGAGACAGUGCACCUGUCAUCACAUCAGUGGUUGGUGAUUGCAGCUUUCGUCCUGGUUCUUCCGCUUGCUGCAAGUUAUGGGCAGGUAACUUGCGUCCGCAAGCUGGGGCCGUCCCUGGAUGCUUCGAUUCAGCCGGUGCGGCUCUUGUCGACCAUUGCAGGGGGCUACCUGGUUCUCAACGAGCCCGUGAAGUCGACCACUGCUUGGCUAGGGCUCACUCUCAUCAUGGUGACGCUGUGUGUGUAUCUGAAGCUUCAGAGGAGCUCCUCACCUCAGUUACCCGACUUCACCCCACAGGCCGGUGCGAAGUGA
Messenger RNA from Symbiodinium natans, 2460 nucleotides. Lineage: Eukaryota; Dinophyceae; Suessiales; Symbiodiniaceae. The record is from the annotation of a GenBank genome assembly.